Molecule: messenger RNA, 2437 nt
Organism: Carassius gibelio (silver crucian carp)
Lineage: Eukaryota; Metazoa; Chordata; Actinopteri; Cypriniformes; Cyprinidae
Gene: irx7
Product: iroquois homeobox 7
Exons: 2
Coding region: 716-1657 (313 amino acids)
Biological process (GO): regulation of transcription by RNA polymerase II; neuron differentiation; cell development
Cellular component (GO): nucleus
Molecular function (GO): RNA polymerase II cis-regulatory region sequence-specific DNA binding; DNA-binding transcription factor activity, RNA polymerase II-specific
Source: RefSeq, a predicted model, not a curated record
UCGGUGUUAAUCUACAAGAUACAAGAUAUUUUCUUGCUUUUUCGAACGCCUCAGACACACAUUGCACCGUGUUGCUAAUCAAAUUCUGAUAAUGGCUUGUCAAGUCGUGUCUUGUAUCGGUUUGCUCAGACAAAAAGAUGAAACAGUCUCAGCAAGUUGGAAAAAAGUUUAUUCUGAGACGUUAAUGUGCGACAUUUGUAGCUGUUCCGACGGUUUUCAAUCGCUUCUCUAAACUGAGCAUCAUUCAAUUCAAUUUAAAGUGUUUACAUGCAAUAAAGAUUAAGUAAAACAAAUAAAACAAAAUAGGCUAUAUUAAAUGUAAAAUAACAUUUUAAGUGAUUUCUCUGCGUGAAGCUUACUUUCAUGGUUUUAAUAAAAUCGUUUAAUAAAAUUUCAUAGUUAUAAUCACAAAUCUCAUAUAGGAGCAUUUCCCAAAAGAAAAAAAAAAAAAAGAAUUUUUUUUCGAAUGGAGCUCUAAUAUUUUCCACUCUUCAGGAUAAACGUAAGAUAAGCGUCGUGAGUUUAAAGACUUUUAGAUGCCGUCAAAAGGAACAACCGAGAUCCUCCUUUGAAGGGAUUUAGCCCCAGUGAAAGCUUUUCGAUCACAGCUGUCAAUCAACCACCAUGGCACCGCCCACUGGCGCGGCUCCGCCUAUAAAGAGCGCCCGUGAACUCGAGGGAGUGUCAUUCAAACACCAGAGCUCAGGGAAUAAGGAUGCCUGCUUCUCCAACGGGGUUUGGAAACUUCUUCAUGGACAGGAACAUCAGCAUGCCCGCUGGAUAUCAAUUACUGGGCUGUCCGCCCGGAAUGCAACAGCCACCGCAACAUCUUGUGGGAAUGCCUGGGGUUCCCUUACCUUUCUCAGGAAUACCGGGGUACAGUUUCAUCCCUUAUCCUCAUCCCGGACACAUGGCACACAUUAGCAAUUCCUAUGACCUGAAGGCUGCAUCUCCGUAUCAAGCUCUCCUCGGACGUGGAGGACCCUAUUACUCUCCAUAUCGUCCCAUGCCAGCUGAUGACCCGAGUAGGGUCACCAAAGUGGCCACCAGAGAGAGCACCAGCGCUUUGAAGGCCUGGCUCAGCGAGCACCUUAAAAACCCAUAUCCCACCAAAGGUGAGAAGAUCAUGCUCGCCAUCGUCACCAAAAUGAGCCUCACGCAGGUGUCCACGUGGUUCGCCAACGCCCGGCGCCGCCUGAAGAAAGAGAACCGGGUCAGCUGGGCCUCCAAAGGAAAGUCCGACGAGGAGGAUGAGGAAGAGGAGGGUGAGAGCGAAGAGGAGGGGUCUUUGAGGAAAGGCACGGAGGAUGAAGAUGAAAUCGAUCCUCAAACGGUUGAUGACGACGAGGAGGAUGUCGCGGGGUCAAAGUCGGUCGAGGGCCGUUUAGCGGAAGGACUGGAUCAGCAAAAGGAAAGUGACAAGUCUGACACGUCGCGUGAGAGCAAAAACGAGGUGUGUAAACAAAACGUCGAUGUCCAGAAACCUAAAAUCUGGUCUCUCGCGGAAACCGCGACUUCAGAUAUCGUCAAGAAACCCAGCGAUCUGAAACAUCUCCACAGUCCAGACUUCGGGAGGUGGUGGGCUGGGUGGCCUUCACGGGAAUCCUACUCGCCUGUGAACCUCUCCACACAUGACCUGCUCAAACAAACUCAAUGAAUCCGUUAAUCCGAGACACUAUAGACUCAAUUCUGGAUGCACUUUAAAAACAAUUGGGAACGUUUUGUUGUGGAAGUUUGCAUGGGCUACAAGAUUUCACCCAAAUGAUGCGCAGACCUAUUGUGUAAAUAUUGUACAGAUAUUUUGUUUAAAUUAUAAAUGCAUUUACUUGCUGACUUAUUUUUGGUAAAAUAAAACGUUGAAAAAUUAAAAAAAAAGUUGUGGUCAAUGGUUAUGGUUAAAGUCUUCGGUAGUGGUUUAGGGUUUGUUUAAAUCAUAUAACUCGUAUACGAGUUGCGUUGAAAUUGUUAUUAAAUAAUAAUAAUAAUAACGUGUUUAAUUGUUUUGCUUUUAGGUUUAGUUACAGCUUACACUCGAUUAACAGCUGCAAUGCUGUAGUUUCUUAAAGUCAUAAUUAAAGACCCAUUAAUUAGAGCAAUAAGUUACGAAAAGUCUCAAAUUUCAGUUAAUUUAAAUAAGUGUUUGUUACCAGCAACAUAAUUAAACGUUUAACAAUUAUGAACCUUAUGAAAUGUAAUAAUCGAAAUAAAAAAUAAUACAGAUAGUUAUGCUGUUUACACAAGCAAUUAAAGCAUCAACAUGAUGCAGGCAUACCAAGGCUCGCCUCACCCAAUAAAAAACUGGCCACAACUAGGCCUAAUAAAAGUUAUAAAAUAAAUUUUUAAUUUUGUUAGUAAAUCAAAUUCGACAGUAAUUGGCUUUAAAAAAAAUAAUGCAGAAUUUUCGCCAUUCGCUGUCUGCCAAAAAAAAAAAAAAAAA